CCGCUGCGCGUCGUCCCGCUGCUGGUCGUAGUAGUCAUUCGGCCCGCCCCGCUGCUCCGUCCAUUGGCCGUGCCUCUCCCUGGACCUGGAGCGGCUCCGGCGGGGGCUCCCCAUGCGGAUCCUCUUGAUGUUCCGGGCCUCAUGGAGCCGGUGCUCGUGUUCUUCUCGUUCCCUUUCCCUGUUUCGGGGCUUCGGAAGUUUUGGACCGAAGUAGUCCGGAGACAAAUCUCGGCCUCCGUGGCUUCCACUGCGGGACCGAGACCUGCUCCGCCGCCGGGGACGAGCGGGACUGUGGUCUCUGGUCCGGCCGGGACUGUGGUCUCUGGUCCGGCCGGGACUCCUGUCUCUGGUCCGGCCCGGACUAUGGUCUCUGCCACCGUCGGGGUUUCGGUCUGAUGAGCGGUCGUAGAUGGGCAUUCUGGCUGCCGUUAAAACACACGACCACGGCAGAACUGGUGAACAAAACAACAACUGGGCCUCUACCGAGAGCCCUGAUACGCCAUGACGAUUGUUGCUCUCGGAAAACGUUUCCAAACAGGAUAUUGUGCCUCCGCAGAUCGCUACACGAAGAACAACGUACAGGGGAGCAAGGUUCCGCUUGGGAUUUAUUUGUAAACAGUCCUGUACUGAUUCAAGGCUCGUCAACCAGUCGAUAUUUCAUUUGAACAACUGAAAACCGCUAUUAACAUUAUCAUGAUUGAAUAUUGUUAUUAUUAUGAUUCUAUUUUGGGUUUUAGAAAUAAAUAAAUUAUCGAAGUCUAAAAACGUACUCCGAUUGCGCUCUACAGCUGCACCUGGUGGCCGCCCGGGUCACGACAACAGUAGUAGCCGCCCUACAGUGGCCCCUGGUGGCCGCCCGGGUCAUGAAAGAAGUAGUGGCCUCCUUACAGCGGCCUCUGGUGGCCGGCCGGGUCAUGACAGCGGUAGUGAACCUCAGAGACGUGCCGCGGCUGUCUAUUUUUUUGUCGUCUGUGCCUCGCCAAGUUACAACUGCAGGUAACAAUCCGGCUUGGUCAAAACAGAAAAACAGAAAGCGCAGGCAUGCCGAACCUCAAGCUGAUCUCUGCCACGGACACACAGUACUCUGCUGCUGUGCUGAGGUCCAUGAACGACCAAAGGAACCAUGGACUAUUCUGCGACGUCACGAUAAUCAUACAGGACAAGAAGUUCAGAGCCCACAAAACGAUUCUGUCCGCCUCCAGCACUUACUUUCACCAGCUCUUCUCCGUCGCCGGGCAGGUCAUCGAACUGAACUUUAUCAAAGCGGAAAUCUUUGAACAGAUCCUCAAUUACAUUUACAGUUCCAAGAUCACCCGCGUCCGAUCCGACAUGCUGGAGGAGCUCAUCAGCGCCGGAAAGAUACUGGGCGUCAAGUUCCUCGCCAACUUGGGGACGCUUUUGUCCCAAGUGAAGGGCUUACCGGGUCUGUCGAAAGACCCCGAGUGCAAGAGCGGCGCGUCCACCAAGGUGAUGCCCAUCAUCACCGAGUCCUUCUCCAUAUCGGCCGAGGAAUUUAACCAGACGUGCAAAUCUGCCGACGACGACGGGGAUUCCGAUAACGACGACGUCAUGUUCGUCUCGGAAACGGAUUCCAAGAAGACGGAGGAGACUCCGAAGCCGGCGGUGAUCGACCUGGACGCCGGCGAGUCGGGAGACGCAGCGUCGGACAAAAAGCAGGAACCGCAAAAUACUGCGGGGGAGAUGAGUCCACCCAAAGCAGAGGACGCAGCGCUGUCCGCGUUGAAGGGGUCCCCCCAGGUGGUCCCGGUCUCCCGGCCCAACCUGAGCCCCAACACAUCCUCCAGCAUCCCCUGCCCCCCGGCCAGGAUGUCCUCCGGAGCCACGCCCACCACGCCGGUGUCCAGCCUGCACAGCCUCAGCCCCGUGUCCCCCAACACGCCGCAGCCCUGCGACAGCAGCGACAUGAUGGGCGUCCACAAGAAGCAGGUGUGCACCACGGCCCAGCAGGGGGACUUUAAGAUCCGCCUCUCGGACAUGUCUUCCGGGGCCAACUUCCCCCAGGCGGCCGUGGUGGCCAAGAAGACCAUCACGCUGGACAAGGCCCUGGAGAUUGACGCCCUCUCGUCGGGGUGCAAGGUGUACGCCAACAUCGGCGAGGACACGUACGACAUCGUCCCCGUGAAGGAGGACCCCGACGAGGGCGGCUCCAAGGCGGCCAAGGGGAAGCGGGCGCUGAUGGCCACGCCCCUGAAGCCCUUCGAGGAGGGCAUGGCGUCGCCGACCGGCAGCCCCGGCAAGAAGAAGAUCAAGAGCGAGCCGGAGGACCACUACGAGCUCAUCAUGGACGGGAAGACCUUCUACGUGUGCAUGGUCUGCAAGCGACCCUACGUGUGCCUCACCAGCCUGCGCCGGCACUUCAACACCCACUCGUGGGAGAAGAAGUACCCGUGCCGCUACUGCAACAAGGUGUUCGCGCUGGCCGAGUACCGGACUAAGCACGAGGCGCAUCACACCGGGGAGAGGCGCUACCAGUGCCUGCUGUGCAACGACAUGUUCCUCAACUACCAGGUGCUGUCCACGCACUGCAAGCAGGCGCACAACCAGGACCCGUCGGGCCGCAAGGAGAAGGACGACACCCCCAACAACCUGUACCGCCUUCUGCCCUACAAGUCCCUCCCCACGCAGCCCUCGGGCUGGCCCGCCCACGAGGGCGGCGUCCGCAUGAUCGGGGAGGACGGCAGCGUGCAGCACGUCAUGGCCGGCGUGGGCGGCGGCGGGGAGAUGCAGUCUCCCACGCAGCAGAGUAAGGUUUUGAGCUGGAACGAUAUCUUUGUGGAUUCCGACGCCCGGUCGCGGCCGGGCAUGAACCCCCCGCAGCAGCAGCAGGGCAAUCCAGAGUUCGACUUUGUCAUCCCGGAGACCUACUGA
Molecule: messenger RNA, 2889 nt
Organism: Gadus chalcogrammus (walleye pollock)
Lineage: Eukaryota; Metazoa; Chordata; Actinopteri; Gadiformes; Gadidae
Gene: zbtb33
Product: zinc finger and BTB domain containing 33
Exons: 2
Coding region: 1042-2889 (615 amino acids)
Biological process (GO): regulation of transcription by RNA polymerase II
Cellular component (GO): nucleus
Molecular function (GO): RNA polymerase II cis-regulatory region sequence-specific DNA binding; protein binding; DNA-binding transcription factor activity, RNA polymerase II-specific
Source: RefSeq, a predicted model, not a curated record